Pyricularia oryzae 70-15 is the source of this 450-nucleotide messenger RNA. RefSeq lists its product as uncharacterized. NCBI's taxonomy places the organism in Eukaryota, Fungi, Ascomycota, Sordariomycetes, Magnaporthales, Pyriculariaceae. Bases 1 to 450 code for a protein of 149 amino acids. The transcript has a single exon. The record is from RefSeq and is a predicted model, not a curated record.
AUGCAUUCCAUAUCACAUCGCCUUCACCUACGAGCCCGAAUUCCGCCGCUGCCGUUCGUGCCGUCCGUGAUCCUGGGCAUCCUGCUGAUGGGCACGUACGGCUUGGUCACCGCCAACCCGGAGCGCUGCCACUGGAGGGCCAUUGCCUUCACCGUCGACGCCUACCUGUACAUCCUUCUGGCCGCCAGCAACAUCGCGACCAUGUAUCUGAUCGAUGCCUGCCCGGAGCGCAUCGGCGCCAACCUCGUCGUCAUCCCCGUCACAAGGGAUCUGGUCAGCUUCGGCAUUAGCAAUGGCACCGUCGGCUACAUUGCCAACGUUGAUACCGCCAACCUGUCUGGUGUUUAUGCGGCCGUCAUUGUCAUCUUUGGCCUCAUGGGCUGCGUCAUGUUCUGGACGGGCAAGUCUGCCAGGAGGUUCUGCGCGCCUUGGGUCACUGAUUAUGAAUGA